Molecule: messenger RNA, 730 nt
Organism: Hibiscus syriacus
Lineage: Eukaryota; Viridiplantae; Streptophyta; Magnoliopsida; Malvales; Malvaceae
Product: ADP-ribosylation factor-like protein 2
Exons: 5
Coding region: 41-598 (185 amino acids)
Biological process (GO): protein folding
Cellular component (GO): microtubule cytoskeleton; cytoplasm
Molecular function (GO): GTP binding; GTPase activity
Source: RefSeq, a predicted model, not a curated record
UCUAAAAUUUUCUUUCGAGAAUUUUCCGUGAGUAGAAGAAAUGGGACUUCUUAGUAUCAUUCGAAAGAUCAAGAGAAAAGAGAAAGAAAUGCGAAUUCUUAUGGUUGGGCUUGAUAAUUCAGGGAAAACCACAAUUGUUUUGAAGAUUAAUGGAGAAGACACAAGUGUCAUUAGUCCCACUCUUGGUUUUAACAUCAAAACAAUCAGCUACCAAAAAUAUACUCUGAAUAUAUGGGAUGUAGGAGGUCAAAGAACUAUAAGAUCAUAUUGGAGGAACUAUUUUGAACAAACUGAUGGUCUGGUAUGGGUUGUUGAUAGCUCAGAUCUUAGAAGAUUAGAUGAUUGCAAAAUGGAACUUGAUAAUCUUCUAAAGGAAGAGAGGUUAUCAGGGGCAUCCUUAUUGAUACUAGCUAACAAACAAGACAUUAAAGGUGCUCUUACACCAACUGAAAUUGCGAAAGUGCUGAACUUGGAAGCUAUGGACAAAUCAAGGCAUUGGAAAAUUGUAGGCUGUAGCGCAUACACUGGUGAAGGACUUCUUGAGGGAUUCGAUUGGUUGGUUCAAGAUGUGGCCUCCAGGAUCUACAUGCUUGAUUAGCUUUAAUCUGUUUGAUUUGGGAGCUCAGAUUUAGGACCAAGGUAAUAGGAUUCCAAAUCCACAUGCCUUGUCUUGGUUGGCUGCUGAAACAUAAUGAUGAAGUUUUGAAUUUCUGUCAAUGGUUUAAAAUUU